AAUCAAACAGGUAAAAGUAGGUAUGGAGAGGGCAACUCUUCGUGAGGGGAAAAUCACUAUGGAACUCUUGAACUUUCAGUUCCACACAUCUGAUUUCAAAUUUACAUUGUAAAUAAAUGUUUACUCCUAUGUGCUUAUUAACUAAUUAAAAUACAACAAUAGUCUACAUAUGAAAGUUUAUGUAAAAUUUUAUGAGAAUUUAUAUUUACUAUUAGAUAUUUUAAUAAAAAUUCGAUUUACUUAAGAUUUAACCGGUUAGAGGUUAAAAAUGAAAUACAAACAUUUCAACUGAAAUUAUGUUACAUCUAAUAUUAUUAUAAGUACAUAUAUAUAACAAUAAAUAUUUUAAAAUUUCUUUUAUAAUCGUGAAAUUUUUUAAUAAAUAUUAAAACGGUGUUAUGAAGAGAAAAAUGAAUUUUGUAUUAUCGACACGAUUGUUUAGUUCCAAUACUUCCAGUUCUAUUAAAAAGAGUUCAAAGUUAAUCAGAAAUGAAUUUUUGGAUUAUUUUCAAGAAAGUUUGGGACAUACUUUUAUCCGAUCAAGUCCUGUUACACCACUCAAUGAUGAUUCAAUUGCAUUUGUUAAUGCCGGCAUGAAUCAAUUUAAGGGAAUUUUUUUGAACCAUUAUGAUCCACCUAUGAUGAAAGUUACAAAUUCUCAGAAAUGUAUUAGAAUUAGUGGAAAGCACAAUGAUCUAAAUAUUGUUGGAAAUGAUACGUAUCAUCAUACAUUUUUUGAAAUGUUAGGGAAUUGGUCUUUUGGAGAUUAUUUUAAGAAAGAAGCAUGCAUUUAUGCUUGGGAUCUAUUGACAAAGCAUUAUGGAAUUAAGAAAAACUCUUUAUACGUAACAUAUUUUGGUGGAAGUGAACAGCUAGGAUUAGAACCAGAUUUAGAGUGUAAAGACAUUUGGUUAAAUAUUGGUGUUGCCAAAGAUAGAAUUUUGCCAUUUGGUAUACAAGAUAAUUUUUGGGAAAUGGGUAUUUGUGGGCCUUGUGGACCUUGUACAGAAAUACAUAUAGACCAUAAAAAACAAGAAUUAAAUCAAUCCAUGCGAGUCAAUAAAGGCUAUUCAGAUCUCACAGAAUUAUGGAACAUAGUUUUUAUACAAUAUGAACGAUUAACAGAUGGUACAAUAAUACCUCUACAAAAGCAUCAUGUGGAUACUGGUAUGGGAUUUGAAAGAUUAGUUGCAUUAUUACAGGAAAAAAAUUCAAAUUAUGACACAGAUCUUUUCCAACCACUUUUCAAAAGUAUUGAGAUAUACACAAAAGCGCCAGCUUAUACAGGACAAUUUUCUAAUGAUCACAAUAGUAUUGAUAGUGGAUAUAGGAUAUUAGCAGAUCAUAGUAGAAUGAUUACUGUUGCUUUAGCAGAUGGAACAAUACCAGAGGAAAAUAAGAAACUUAGAAAAAUAAUAAGAAAAGCUAUUGAUAUAGGUGAGAAGGUAUUUAAGAAAGAAAAGAUACUUUCAGAACUUUCAUAUACUGUAGCAGAGAAUUUGGGCGAUGUUUAUCCAGAAUUACAGACGAAUCUUAAAAAGGUACAAAAAAUAAUAGAAUUUGAAGAAGAGUUAUUUGAAAAAUUAAGGAAAACGUCUGGAAAAGAAUGGAAGAAAAUCACUGAAAUGAGACCUGAAUUAUCAUUAGUUACUGAUUGGACAGCUCCUGGUUUACUACAUGGAUAUAAAUAUCUGCAAAGUAUAGUUCAAGAUUUGAAAGCAACUAGAACAUUACCAGGGCAUGUGGCUUUUAAGUUGUAUGACACAUAUGGUUUAAGCAAUGAAACAGUAGCUGAACUUGCAGACAUUGAAUCUUUACAUUUUGACAAAAAAGAUUUCCAAAAUCACUUACAAAAUGUUAAAUAUCAAUCAAAAUAUGGACUACAUAAAAGUAAUAACAUAAUUAUACAGAAAUUCGUAAAAUUAUUGCAACAAAAUUGUGUACCUAAAACUGAUGACACAUUUAAAUAUGAAUAUGUUUGGGUUGGAAAUAAUUACCAGUUUCCUACAAUUAAAAGUAAAAUUAUAGGAAUGAUCGUAAAUGAUAAUUUAAUAUUGGACAAUAAGAAUAAUAUUACAAGUGAAGACAUUAAGUUGAAUGAAGAAGAUGAAAUUGGAAUUCUAUUGGAUAAAACAUUGUGUUAUUCAGUUGAAGGUGGACAAGGAUCAGAUUAUGGGACUAUUUGUAUAAAUGGUUUAAUUUUCCAUACAAAUAAUGUGCAAAAAUUUGCAAAUUAUGUUAUACAUUUUGGCAAAUUUGCAUGCAGCAAUUUAAAAAACUUAAAUGAAAAGAUAAAAAUUGGAGACAAUUGUACAGUAUCCAUCAAUUCUAAUCAUAGAAAAGGAUUAAUGCAACAUCAUACCGCUGCACAUUUGUUGAAUGUAAUUAUGAAGCAAAUUUUACCUGUUGCUUACCCACGCAGUUCUUCAGUUCUUUCACAUUUUUUAAGAUUUCAAUUUAAUUCUUUUGGAGAAAAACUCUCCGUUGAGCAAUUAAAAAUAAUUGAAAUAUUUAUAAAUAAUGUUAUAGAGGCUAAUGUUUUUGUUAAAACAAAAAUAUUAAAUUUUUCUGAGUUAUUGGCAGAGAACUUCGUAACACUAACGCCAGGAACCAUUUAUCCUUACACAAAUAUUCGACUUGUGGAAAUCGAUACUUCUAACUUAAGAUCAAAGGAAGCAUGUUGUGGCACACAUGUACAUAAAACUGGAAUAUUGGAACACUUUUGUUUGCUAGAUUACGAUCAAAAAGCAACGACAAACUUUACUGUUAAGGGAGUUGUAGGAUCAUUUGCUAGAUCUGCUAGAAUGGCAGGUGAGAAUGUACAAAGGAAAAUUUUGAAGUUAAAACAUAAAUUGAAAAAUGAGAAGAUUGAAUAUGACACAUUUAAAUCAAUUAGUGAGGAAAUAAAAAAUGAAAUAAAUAAUGUUAGUAAAAAAAGGCCAAUACCAUAUCUUGUUAAAAUUGAAUGUUUGAAGCAAAUAAAAGAUUUAGAUAAGGAUGCUUUGAUACAAGCAAAAGAAGCAGAAAUGUCUGCUUUAACUUUGAAUAUCAAAGGUACAAAUUCAGAUUCCUAUAUCGUUCACUGCUUGCAACAAAAUCCUAUGUAUUUAUCACUUCAUGAAAUUAUAUCUUUCUAUUCAAAUAUUCCCAUAAUGAUUAUUUUAUAUCACAAUGACACAAUAAAAGCACGCUGUUCUGUGCCCCAGGAAAUUAUAUGUGACACUUUUAAUGCACGAGCAUGGAUAAAAGUAGUUAUUGAAAUUUUCAAUGCAGAAUAUGGUUCAAUCAGAGGCUCUAAUCCAUUAUUGGUUGCUAGUAUGAAAUCAACAAAUGUGCCAAAACUCUCUUCAGAAUCUUUAGUGCUUAAUGCAGUUAGUGCAGCUAAAAAUUUUGCAUUUACAAAUAUAAAAAACAUAUAAAUAUAUUUAUUAUAA
This is a messenger RNA of Nomia melanderi (Alkali bee), 3434 nucleotides long. RefSeq names its product alanine--tRNA ligase, mitochondrial (gene AlaRS-m). Gene Ontology annotation, cellular component: mitochondrion; cytoplasm. Gene Ontology annotation, biological process: alanyl-tRNA aminoacylation. Gene Ontology annotation, molecular function: ATP binding; alanine-tRNA ligase activity; aminoacyl-tRNA deacylase activity. NCBI's taxonomy places the organism in Eukaryota, Metazoa, Arthropoda, Insecta, Hymenoptera, Halictidae. The record is from RefSeq and is a predicted model, not a curated record.